Molecule: messenger RNA, 2041 nt
Organism: Stegodyphus dumicola
Lineage: Eukaryota; Metazoa; Arthropoda; Arachnida; Araneae; Eresidae
Product: leucine-rich repeat protein soc-2 homolog
Cellular component (GO): cytoplasm
Molecular function (GO): protein binding
Source: RefSeq, a predicted model, not a curated record
AAGUAAUAAUAGUAAUACAUGAUUAUACAGUGCAGUUAAAAUCUAGGAAGUACAACGAUUACUUUUAAAAUAACCUGUUGAGAUUGGUAAAUAAUGUUUACAAAGGGUUAUCAGAAUUCUUAUUCCAUUUCUAAAGCCAGACCUGAACAGGUGAACAAAGAAGAUGAAUGUUUAAUCAUCAUCAUCAUCAUCGUGGUACGUUGUUUUGAAGAAGGAGAAUCCAUGUUGAUCCAGUUAUUCUCGUUUAGCCGGAUAAUUUUUGAUCUUGGGUAUAUUUGACAAAUUGUGAUCUCAGAAAACUUCUGGAUAGCUUUCCGAACUAUGCGGAAAUCCUCAAAAUCUCGCUCAGAUAAUUCAUCAAGUUCCUCAGUAGCCGCAGAAAGACUCGCUGAUUAUCGCGGGGAUAGUAGCUGUGCUUCUGCAGGAUCGUCGAGCAGUAUCCCAUUCGGACCUGUUAGCCCUAAUGUUAGUCCUAGUACUCCUGAUACGGAGAGUACAUGUGGAAGUAGCCCAGGAACGUUUACAAAUUCUUCUUGUUCAGCAAUGUUGGAAAAAUUAAAUUUGUCGCAUGUUGGGGAAUCCGAACCUCACGAACCAGAGUCGUCAGGAUCGAGUACCAAAGAUGGUGGAAAAGAAAAGAAGCUGAGUUCAGGCUCAUUAGGCAGUGGAGAUGCUGCACGACCAAAACAAGUAACAGUUACGCAUCCAGGGACCAAUAAAGCCAAGCGAACUUCAAAAAAAAAGGGUUCCAUUCAAGCUGAUCUGGACGUUGCCAAAGAAUUUCUUCGUUGCAAGGAAGAAGGUUCAACCAGGCUGGACUUAAGUAAAUCAAGCAUAACUGUCCUUCCACCUUCAGUCAGAGAUCUAACUCAUCUCACAGAGUUUUAUCUGUAUGGCAACAAGCUGACAACUCUUCCCCCUGAAAUAGGUGGAUUAGUCAAUUUAAGAACUCUCGCUCUAAGUGAAAAUUCAUUGACAAGUCUGCCAGACACCUUGGUUAAUUUGAAAGAGUUAAAAGUUCUAGAUCUGAGACACAACAAGCUCAAUGAGAUUCCAGAGGUUGUGUAUAAGCUUACUUCGUUAGUCACACUGUAUUUGCGCUUUAAUCGUGUUCGAAUUGUGGGUGAAGAAAUCUCUAAUCUGACAAAUCUCGCCAUGCUCAGUUUGCGUGAAAAUAAAAUACAGGAGCUUCCAGCUGGUAUAGGGAAACUGACACAACUGGUUACAUUUGAAGCUUCUAACAAUCAUCUGAAGCAUUUGCCUGCAGAAAUAGGUAAUUGUGUCCAGUUAUCAACAUUAGAUGUCCAUCAUAAUGAAUUGGCUGACAUCCCAGACUCAAUAGGAAACCUUGUGAAUUUGACCCGCCUUGGCCUGAGGUAUAAUCAGUUGGCUGAAAUUCCAAGAUCUCUUAGUAGAUGUGUAAAUAUGCUGGAAUUUAAUGUAGAAAAUAAUAAUAUAUCUCAACUACCAGAAGGUUUAUUAUCAAGCCUUUGCAAUCUGACUAGCCUCACUCUGUCUCGUAAUUGCUUUACAUCAUAUCCUGUAGGGGGUCCUUCUCAGUUUUGUAGUGUUUAUACCGUGAAUUUAGAACAUAACCAGAUAAGUAAGAUACCCUUUGGAAUCUUUUCUCGUGCCAAAAAUUUGACAAAGCUCAAUAUGAAGGAAAAUCAGCUUACAUCCUUACCUUUGGACAUAGGAACCUGGACAAAUAUGGUUGAGCUCAACCUUGGUACUAACCAGCUAACAAAAAUUCCUGAUGACAUACAAUUUCUACAAUCCCUUGAAGUUCUCAUUCUCAGCAAUAACUUGCUGAAAAAGCUUCCUCAAACCAUUGGCAAUCUUCGGAAACUGAGAGUUUUGGACUUGGAAGAAAAUAAGCUGGACUCGUUGCCAAAUGAUAUAGGUUAUUUAAGUGAUCUCCAAAAAUUGAUUCUGCAGUCCAACAUGCUAACAACUCUACCAAGAGCAAUAGGGAGAUUAUCAAAUCUCACGUUGCUUAAUGUUGGAGAAAAUAACCUUACAUCUCUUCCUGAAGAAAUUG